This is a messenger RNA of Mesorhabditis belari, 822 nucleotides long. The record is from the annotation of a GenBank genome assembly. Lineage: Eukaryota; Metazoa; Nematoda; Chromadorea; Rhabditida; Rhabditidae.
AUGGCCUGGACAGACAACAGCCGAGGGACUCUAAUCGAACAAGUGAAGGAAAGGCCCGUAUUGUGGGACAGAGCCAUGCAAUCGGACCCAAACGCUCGAGUUCUUCGCCACGAGGCAAUUCGAGAAAUCGUCGACAUUCUCAACGACACUUAUUUUCCGCAUCUAUCGAAACAACAGUACACACCCGACGAAGUUCGCUCGCAAUGGAAAAACCUCAAGGACACGUACAAAAGGAAACAACGAUGGCUCUCGGAAGGAAAAUAUUCCCGUGACCCAGCCGAGGAACCCACUUGGAAAUUCUUUCGAUUACUACGAUUUUUGGAAAAAGGAAAAGAGGAGGGACCGUUGAGAGAAGACGGCGCGAGCAGCAACGAGGCACCCGAUGGCUCUCAAAUGCAAAUCGUCAGCAAAUUUGAGGCGCCAAGCUCAUCUAGCUGGAAUGAGGAGGCGAACUCGAUCGACUUUUUACUCAAAGCGGCAGAAGUUGUUCAGCGGCCACCCACCGAGAAAUUCAUGAAUCAGCCCCCGCCCAUCCACCCGGUUGUCCCCACAACGAUGCCCCGUGACACCUCGCCGCCACCGAAAAGGGCAAGAACGUCGAUAAUGAUGGGAUCCGGCCCGUCGACUUCACUCCAAAACACUGUUCCCUUGCAAACAACCCAGUUGGCUCAGGAUGAUUUCGGUCAUUUUGGGCAAUUUAUUGGAGUGACUCUGAGACGAAUCGCCGCCGAGGGCUUUCGCGUUGAGGCGCUGAGGCUACAAAAAAAGAUUUCUGAUUUAAUAUUCGACACUCAACUGAGGGCACUCGAGGCCACCGAACGU